GAUCAGCUAGAAAUAGUUUUUGACUCAGAAUCUAGAAAACUGAGGUUCUAUGUCCCUGUACAAAACUUGUACAAUCUUCCUAUGAUCUGUACCUUCUAAUAUCCACCCGCUUCCAGCUUUUACUUUCAACAUAAAUCGCCCUAAAGGAAAACUCAGAAGGAGGAAGGGAGAGUUUUUAUUGCUGUUGUGUCCUCAGGUCAGAAGGGGAAGAAGCAGGGACAGAAGAGCUUGCAUCCAUUUCUUUGUGAUGAAGAGAGAAGUUAAAACAUGACUGCUACAACCUACCAAAUCCUCCCUCAGAUGUCUAUCCUUUCAACUCCUUCUCUGUUCUCAAAUACCUGCUCCCACCAUCCAAUAUACCAUGUGGUUAGAAGCACACUGGAAGAACAUCCGUCAAGCCCUGUUGCUUCUUUUCACUGCUGCUCUUCUCAUCGGGGUCACCAUGCUUGCUAUUUCAUCCAACAUUAAUCCAGUAGGCUACUUCUUCUUAGGGGUAGGUGGAGUGUGCCUGAUCGGCUAUUUGCUGAGUGUAUUUGUUGAGUGUUACCUGAAGAAUCAGCAUCGACAUGACACAAAUGAGAGAACUCCAAACAAUCAAAGCCAAGAAGGGAUUAAUGCUGCCUAUGAAGCACCUACAUACGAGGAGGUGAUGACCAUGUCAGUGCCAGCAAUAUGGACAAUAGCAUCCAAUCCAGGAUCAGUGCCUUCACCGCUGAGCGAGCCUCCCCCUUAUAAUGUAGUUAUUGAAUCAAUUGCCCAAGGAGAGACUGCGGAGGUAAUUCCUGGGGUCUUAGUAGCAUCAAACACAAGGAGCGCGUCCGAGACAGACAGAGACUCCAGGAUGCACUUGCAACUGGUUCUGCCCCGAAACCAGCAAUGCUUUGUUUCAGACAUCAAUGAAAUGAAAGGCAAUGCAGAUAGGUUUGAGCCAGUGGAACCACUCACUCCACCACCUGCUUAUGAGAGUGCCAUCAAUGAUGAAGUCUUUGAUGAUGUUUUCCAGCCCUCCAUAUUAUGAUUAAUUCCACUUUCUAUGAAUGCAGGACCAAACCUUCACCUUGAUACAUUAAGUUUGGCUUUCCGUUCAUUGAAGCAAAGCUGAACUAGCAUCUAAUUCGCUAGUGCCCUUUUUGCACAAAAUAGAACUCACUGCAAUACCACGAUGCCUCACCUUGCAUAAGAUAAACAAAGCCACUGAGAAGAACAUUGUGUGAUAUACAGCAGCAACUGGAAAUACACCUUUUGUGGGGAGGAAAGUGAAUUGUAAAGAAAGACAACCUGCAUCGGAAAGGAGAGAAACAGAAGCAUUACAAACAGCAGCAUCUGCGGUCAUCAACCACAUCACCACAUCAACCACUAAGAGACUGAGUCUGCAGUUCCAUGAUUAUAAAAGUGUUGGCACAACGUUCUGUGCUUUCUGUUGCGACCCCUCUGCUGUAUUCCCACCAUUGCUUUAGUUGUGCUGUGACUAAGAAGAGAGUGGCUGUGCUCAUCUGAAAGCAAGCACCACCUAGUACCUACCACUUCACUGCUAACCAGCUUGAGGUUGAAAAUCUCACAGCAGGAAUGGCAUUAAGAAAUCACAUAUGCUGUUCAGAAGGUUUUUAUCCUACACAGCCUCCAGACUGUUGACUGGAGGAAGAUAAUAGCAUUUUUUUCUCCCUCUGAGAAAGGGAGAACAUAUACAUAUCCUCUGUCCGGAGCACCAAUUUUUACAGUUCUACAAGAGAGUUUAUUUAUGUUACAGUGCAGGCUCAAACAGACUGAUGAAGAUACUUUCCUGUCAUCAUGGCACACAUAAAAAGGUCAACAACUUGAGUUUGUUGUAACAAAAAACAUGGAGGUUUUUUUCCAGAACCUGGAAAGGACCAGCCUCUCUGUCAAGGCAAAUAGGAGCCACAAAGCACAGAUGGCCUUCAUCAGUACAGCUCUCCUUUUGAGUCAGGUUUGAGCUCUAUCAAUUAACGGUGCUAAACAGUGUUUUAAAAUGGGCCAGUUAAACUACUAGGAUCUGCAGAACUAAAGUGGUUUGCAGUAUGCAAAGAGACACUCAGAUCUGAUGAAUGUUGAAGUUUUUAAAAAAUAGAGAAAAAUGGUCAUCCGAAUCUAUUUACGAUUGAGAAUAACCAUCAUCACAGCAUCGUUUCCUAUGACUACAUCACUUUUAACUCAUAUCAUAAGCUAAAAGCAAAUAAAUUAUUUCUUAUUGCUUGAUUCUUCAUAGUUGAAAAGGUUGUAUAUUGUUUAUAAAUAAACAGGAAUACAUAAGAAAUACCUAG
Molecule: messenger RNA, 2279 nt
Organism: Coturnix japonica (Japanese quail)
Lineage: Eukaryota; Metazoa; Chordata; Aves; Galliformes; Phasianidae
Gene: TMEM139
Product: transmembrane protein 139
Source: RefSeq, a predicted model, not a curated record